Lodderomyces parapsilosis is the source of this 2580-nucleotide messenger RNA. It is a transcript of the gene SOK1, whose product is annotated as Sok1p. The transcript has a single exon. The coding region runs from base 1 to 2580 and encodes 859 amino acids. The record is from RefSeq and is a predicted model, not a curated record. NCBI's taxonomy places the organism in Eukaryota, Fungi, Ascomycota, Pichiomycetes, Serinales, Debaryomycetaceae.
AUGUACUCUGAAGACAACUCACACCACCAAAAGCAACCACAACCACAACAACAUCAAUCACACCAAGGGCAACAAGGACAAUCACACCACCAGCAGGAGCAACAUCAACAACAACAGCAGCAGCAGCAACUGCACCUGCACCAACAUCACCAACACCACCACCACCACCACCACCACCACCACAGCCACACACACACCUCACAGCUGCUGCAACAUCAUGGUGGUACCAGUAUCAACUCAGCACCAACACUAGCUACUCCUACGGCAUUGCCACCUUUUACCACCUCAUCUACUUCUACUUUACAUCACAACACGCCAUCAUUGAUAUCAGAAGACCAAGCUCAAUUUAGACAAGUUUGCUUUAACCCGUCAUCAACAGCUGCACAAGCAGCAACGGCAACAACAUCAUCUUCAACAGGUAGUAAUUUCCACACAACAGCUCCAAUGAUGCCCAACUCACCACCAUCUACACCGUUUGCACCCGAACAAAAGAAACAGCAAGAACCAUCAUCCACCAAUAGUCAAAAGAGACUAUCGUCAUCAUCAUCAGACUCUAGUAAACGUCUCAGACUUGAAAAUGGACAUCACGCUACCAACACCUCCACAACUACCGAUACCAGUAACAACACAACAACAACAACAACAACAACAGUACACACACCUAAACCAGCAACUAUAACUAAAACACCUAAAUUUAUACGCAAAUUUAGGUCAAGAUCAUUACCCAUCAUCAACUAUAGUAAUCCAAACUCGGCAUUUUUUCCUCAUUAUCGUAAAAAACACAACAAUGUGUUUUUGCAAACCAACCCUUCAAUCACCCCAACGACAACAACUACAGAAGAAAAUGUACAACCAUCAUCAUCAUCAUCUUCUUCUUCUUCUUCCACUGUGCCACCUUUGCCACCCAUCAAUCUCCAAUCGCUUAAGGAAAUUGACUUGCAUGAAAUUCUUAAAAAUCCUCAACUACGUCAUGAUAUUCUAUUUGAUCCACAAUUGCAAUUUAGACCCAAUUUGGAUGGCGAAAGAGGCAAACGUAAGAAAUCAAUAAUAGACAAGUAUUGGAUGGAAGUACAAAAGGAAUGCCAACAGUUUUUUGUACCAAACAUUGACCUUAAGACGAUAAAGAUUAAUCGUUUACCUAUAUUGUUUUCUACAUUGAGAGACAUAUUGUUGUCUCUCUUACCAACAAAGGAUCGUCAACAAGUUUCCGAGAUUAUGGAUAUCGACUUACUAGUACAACAAUUGCGUCAUGGUAGUUUUGAUUUUGUUGAAAUGAGUAAAUGGUUGGGUGAUGUUUUCAAACUGCACUGUGCACCAAUGAGAGAUCAAUGGGUACUGGAAAUGAGUGCUAAAUUUAUUGAUGCCGCCAAGUACAACAGUGUUGGGUUUCUUGUAGGUGGAUUAAGAAUGAUUUUUCAAAUUUUAGAAGCAAUGAAGUUGGAUGUGGCAAACCAUCAAAUUAGGAUUCUAAGACCAGUUUUGAUUGAAACCGCUGUCGAUUUUGAACGUGAUUAUUUCCAAACCUUGAUCAGUCAUCAAAAAAUAAACAUUAAUGACUCAUUAAAUUGGUUUUACAAAAAGUUUGUGAAGAAGACUGCUGAUGUCGAUUAUAGUGACUUGCAAGUUAAUGAAGUCACUUUGAAACCCAUUUUCAUUGGCUCAAUUAUUGAUUUGUUAUCAUGUCGCCAAAUGGCUACUGAAUUUCCAUCGACAUUGACAUUUGAUCAUACUAGAUUAGUACUUUUACGUGCAGAUGUACGUCAAUUGGUUUGUGUUCAAUUGUGUGUUGUUUUGUAUAAGCAAUUAGUGGUUAAUGCCAGGGCCAGUACGCAAUUGUUGUCACCAGCAAACAUUGCUAAAGUUCAACAAGAAGUGUUGGCAAUUGUAACCGAUGAUAAUGGCAACAUCAAGUGGACCAAGAAUAUUCAAUCAAUUGCUUUACAAUUGGUUAAGAAUGUGGUAUCAAGCAAUACAAAGGACUUGCCUCAGAAUUUGAUAGAGUUUAGUCACAACUGGUUGGUCAAACAUAUUCAACCGAAUUCAGAAGUGUAUGGGUUAAUGGAGGUGAAGAUUUUCAAGGAGUUGAUGACUGAGAUUAUGGUGCUUGUAGCAGAUGACAACAAGCCCAACGAAGCUUUAUCGUCAUCAUCAUCUUCCAACACGGAAAUGAAAAACAUUGCCCAACGAAUUGCAACCUUGGUCAAUUUCCAUUGGAGUGUGUUUGGCUCGUACUACUUGGACCAUAUCCAAUUGCAGUACCCCAAGUUACAAAUGAGACAACAAGAGGAGAAAAGAAGAUUACAAGAAGCAGCCGCAGCUGCAGCUGCAAGGACUCAACAACAAGAUGACAAUGACACUGUCAUGUCGAUUGUCGUUGAUGAUGAGGGUGAUGGUAGUGGUGAUGCUGCUGCCACUACAACCACUACUCCUGCACAACAACAUAGUCAAGCAAGAGCACCUGAACAUCGCAAUGGAAGCACAAGUACUGGGUCGGCCACUGCCAGUAGCAAUGGCGGCGAUAACAACAAUUUGGACAACAAGAACAGCAACACGUCUGCUCCAUUGAGUAUGUUAUCGUAA